CGGACGGGCAGCGGCGGGCGGCCGAGCAGCUUUAAAUGGGACACCCGGGCGCUUACGUUGGGGGCGGGACUGAGGGUGUUGCAGUCCCAGCAAUGAAGGAACUGGCGCAGGAUCCGAAAAUGGAGUGCGAUAUACUGGACGCGCUCGAGGCUUUGGGGUACAAAGGUCCUCUACUAGAUGAAGAUGCCCUUAAUCAAGCAGCAGAAAGUGGUUUGGCUUCACAAGAUUUCUGUGAGCUUUGCUUUUGGUUAAGUUCCCAAAUACAACCUUUGUGUGACUUGGAAGAAAGCAUCUCUUCAACAGCUGGUGGUGAAGAUGUUGAAAGUUUACAACUGGAGAUGAGUGGCUUUUUAAAAGAACUGGCAUGUCCAUAUUCAACACUUGUAUCUGGAGAAAUUAAAGACCGAUUAAAAAAGAAAGAAGAUUGCCUUAAAGUCCUAUUAUUUUUAAGUACAGAACUUCAGGCUUUGAAAGUAUUGCAGUUCAAACAACCUAAAGGUUCAUCAAAGAAUAAUGAAAUUCAUCAAGAAAUCCAAAUGAUCUGUGACACACUGGGACUACCAAAGUCAUCAACUUCUGACAUUCCAGUUUUAUUAAGCAAUAUAGACUCAAAGGUUAAGGAUGUUUUAUCAAAAAUGCCAAAUACUUACGUGGGUAAACCUCUGCUAAAAACGCCUUUGAAUCCAGAUCAAACGGAAAGGUUGGAAAAAAUAAAUGAGGCUCUCCUUAGUGAAUACGAAUGCCGCCGCCGUAUGUUAAUGAAGCGCUUAGAUGUAACCGUACAGUCCUUUGGGUGGUCCGACAGAGCAAAGGUGAAAACAGAUGAUAUUGCAAGGAUUUAUCAACCCAAACGUUAUGGACUGUGUCCUAAGUCAACCAUCUCAUUAGCCCAUCUUCUAGCUGCUCGAGAAGACUUAUCAAAGAUUGUAAGAACAAGCAGUGGAUCUACACGAGAGAAGACAGUGUGUGCAGUCAAUAAAGUCUUGAUGGGCAGAGUACCAGAUCGUGGAGGCAGGCCAACAGAAAUUGACCCACCACCCCCUGAGAUGCCUCCCUGGCAGAAGAGACAAGAUGGAGGCGGGAGAGGAGGAAGAGGGGGUUGGGGAGGAGGGGGCAGAGGUAGGGGAGGAGGGGGUGGUGGCUGGGGUGAUGGUGGGGGGAGAGGAGGAGGAGGGGGUGGUGGCUGGAGAGGAGGUGGUUUCCAAGGGAGGGGAGACUAUAGUGGGAGAGCAGGUUACAGUGGGAGAGGUGGAUAUGGAGAUUCGUAUGGUGGAAGGGGAGGAGGAUACAGGAGAUACUGACGUCUUUAAUGAUAAAGUUAACUUCCACAGCCUGUAGGGGGCCUAAAAUAAAUUAUAGCUGACUUAGCAGCAUGAUGUCUGAUUUAUGUAGAUCCUCCUUACUGAUAAGGUACAUUUUUUCACUAUAAACCACUUUGCACAUUGGAUUUCCUGCACAGAUAUGACUUCCUUUAUGAAACUGCAUGUCCUCAACACACAUGCAUGUGCAUUUGUCACAUGAUUUCUGUGUGGUUGGAAGCCCCAGUUGGAGAAUUCGUUUGUUGUGUAUAUGCAAUGAAAUACAAACAUCUGAGCUUGUUGUAUAUGAUGGUGAGCAUGUAGGCUAUGUUCAGUUUUUUGUGCAGAAGUGAUAUCCAUGUAGCAAAUUUGUCGUGUGAAGUGGCCCUAAAAUUGUUUUAGUCAAGUGAAAAAUAUGAUGGCAAAGAAGCCAUAAAUAUUAUUGGCACUGUUUAUGUAUCUUUUGAGUAUCUGACUUUGUAUUUAAUAUAACAAAUGAAAUUAUGAAUUAAAAAUGGAUUUUCCUUUUAAGUGUUCCUAUAGGAGUGAUUGCCUUUUACAAAGAUGAAUAUUAAAAACUUAGUGUCCUAGAACUGGCCUCCAUCUUUUUCAUAUAUUUAUGGAAAAAGUAGAAAGGAGAGUGGUUCCACCAGUUGGAAUGUGUGUUGCUUGUUAAAUACAAAACAACAUAGUCAUGAAAAUGCAGAGGCUGGCAGUCUAAACUGCUUGUACAUAUGAUAUAGCAGUGAUGAAUAUUAAUAGGAAAGGUAUAUCAGUGGGCAUUUUAUAAAAAUUACUUCAGAACCAUGUGCCAGACAUUCUCACUGGCUGACAUUCAAGGUAGCAGUCUGGGGAUGUGCGGUGGGUAGUGGUUGCUGCUGCUCUCCCCUGCCUCUGUAAGUGCUCUUUGACUUACAAAAUGUCCCUGGGGCUGCAUGUCCCUCAGGGACAUAUUUCUGGAAAGCAAGGAGCACUUAUGGAGACAGGAGAGUAGCAAAAACCUCUAGUUUGUGCACUGCUGUCUGAGACAGCUCUAGCUGAGUUAAGAGCAGCCUUUCUGCACAAGCUGUGCGCCCCGCCCCCCGAUUGCUGCUCUGGAUGUCAGCCACUAUAACUAGCUAGACCUCAUUAUAGCCACAAUAAUCUGUUUUGAAGAAAUAAAGGAUGAAUGUUUUUGCAGAUAUACCUGAAAACUACAUCUUAAUGUCUGUCAUCUUUGCCACCAAACUUCACCCACCCCUUGCACAAGUUUGGUUUCCUUGCAGUAUAAGUGAGCAGGGAUAGGAAAUGUUAGAUAAAGCUGAUAUUUUAAGCAAGUGGCUGACAUGUUGCGCAGCAUAACUCAGGCAGCUCAGAACCACCCAUACCCUGUCUAAAACACCACCCAUGCUGUUGCAGAAUGGUCCUAUCCAACUGCUUAAAAUUGCACAACCGCAGUGGCAGAACACAUUAUUUUCAGGGAACAUAUGCAACUACAUACAGCUUUCAGUAGCAGCAGAACAGCGUUCUGCAACAGUACAGGUGCGCUUUUAGAGACACAAUAAUGCAGGUGGUUUUGAACUGCUUGUGUUAUGCUGUGCAACAUGUCAGCAAAAGGAAGAUUUUUCUUAGUUGCUCUUGUUAACUUUUAUGAGGCCUCAGAAUCUCUCUUCAAGGAGAAAAUUAUAAUUUGCUUCUUUCAGACUUACAUGCACACACAUCCUGUGCUAGAAUUCUGGCUGUUAUAUAGUAGAGAGUUUUUAAGAACUAAUAUAGAGAUAGCAAGUCAUACUGCUUUUCCCAGCAAGAACAUGAAAGUUAGAAGAGCCAUAUAUAUCCUGUUUUUAAACGUAAACUUGUUUUUUUGUGUUUUACAUUCCCUGUUGGUCCCAAAUCAGAAAAUACUUGAAGACAAAGUUAAAAAUAAACAAUGCCAGCAGUUGGCAAUUUUGAUUUUUACAUAUGUGUUCGUGCAUCUUCUAAAAAAGGCAAUAAAUUAUAAAGCACAUUUUUGUAAGGGUUGAAAAUGAAUACUGUAUUUUGUAAAACUUAAAUUUGUGUUAGUAAUAAUUUAGUUUUGUGUUUGAACACUUUCCUUUAAAUGCAUCUACUGAAAAUCUUGCUUUUUGGCCACCACCUGAAAAAGUGUGUUUUAUGAAAGAUUGUUUACAUUUGUGAGCACUGACAAAUAAAAAUACUGUAAAGUU
Hemicordylus capensis (graceful crag lizard) is the source of this 3484-nucleotide messenger RNA. It is a transcript of the gene TSLIG3B, whose product is annotated as family with sequence similarity 98 member B. The record is from RefSeq and is a predicted model, not a curated record. Bases 36 to 1301 code for a protein of 421 amino acids. Gene Ontology annotation, cellular component: tRNA-splicing ligase complex. NCBI's taxonomy places the organism in Eukaryota, Metazoa, Chordata, Lepidosauria, Squamata, Cordylidae. The transcript is spliced from 8 exons.